GACGGGACGCCCCCACCCCCACCGCGGCACGCAUUGCGCAGGCGCCUCCCCGCGGGUCCCGGCGGCGGGAGCGGGAGCGGGAGAGUGGGAGGCGGCGGGCGCGGCCGGAGCGGCUUCAGCCUGGGCUUGAGGGCUGAGGCGAAGAAGGCGGUGGCGGCUGCGGUGGCGGCGAGGCGGCGAAGGUGAUGGCGACGCGGGGCCCAUGAGGCGGCGGCCAGCGGGACGGGCCGAGGCCCGGCGGAGGAGGCGGCUUCGGGGGCGCCCACCGCCGGAGAAAAUUUGGGAACAUAACAAACAAAGUACAGAAUCUGAAAGAAGGUUUGGGAUAACAGGAGUUCUGGUUAGCAGGGCAAACCAGUUCCACCACCAUGAGUUGGAGCUUCCUGACUCGCCUGCUGGAGGAGAUCCACAACCAUUCGACAUUUGUAGGGAAGAUCUGGCUCACUGUGCUGAUUGUCUUUCGAAUUGUCCUAACUGCUGUAGGAGGAGAGUCCAUCUACUAUGAUGAGCAAAGCAAAUUUGUUUGUAACACAGAGCAGCCGGGCUGUGAGAAUGUCUGCUAUGAUGCCUUUGCCCCGCUCUCCCACGUGCGCUUCUGGGUAUUCCAGAUCAUCCUGGUCGCAACUCCCUCUGUGAUGUACCUAGGAUAUGCUAUUCAUAAGAUUGCCAAAAUGGAGCAUGGCGAGGCAGACAAGAAGGCAGCUCGGAGCAAACCCUAUGCCAUGCGUUGGAAACAGCACCGGGCUCUGGAAGAAACGGAAGAGGACCAUGAAGAGGACCCUAUGAUGUAUCCAGAGAUGGAGUUAGAAAGUGAAAAAGAAAAUAAAGAGCAGAGCCAACCAAAACCUAAGCAUGACGGCCGCCGCCGAAUUCGAGAGGAUGGGCUCAUGAAAAUCUAUGUGUUGCAGCUGCUGGCCAGGACCGUGUUUGAGGUAGGCUUUCUAAUCGGGCAGUAUUUCCUGUAUGGCUUCCAAGUCCACCCAUUUUAUGUGUGCAGCAGACUUCCUUGCCCUCAUAAGAUAGACUGCUUUAUUUCUAGGCCCACUGAAAAGACCAUCUUCCUUCUGAUAAUGUAUGGUGUCACAGGCCUCUGCCUAUUGCUUAACAUUUGGGAGAUGCUUCAUUUAGGGUUUGGGACCAUUCGAGACUCACUAAAUAGUAAAAGGAGGGAACUUGAUGAUCCCGGUGCUUAUAAUUAUCCUUUCACUUGGAAUACACCAUCUGCUCCCCCUGGCUAUAACAUCGCUGUCAAACCAGAUCAAAUCCAGUACACUGAGUUGUCCAAUGCUAAGAUUGCCUACAAGCAAAACAAAGCCAAUAUCGCCCAGGAACAGCAGUACGGCAGCCACGAGGAGCAUCUCCCGGCUGAUCUGGAGACUCUGCAGCGGGAGAUCAAAAUGGCUCAGGAACGCUUGGAUCUAGCAAUCCAGGCCUACCAUCACCAAAACAACCCCCAUGGUCCUCGGGAAAAGAAGGCCAAAGUGGGGUCCAAAUCUGGGUCCAACAAAAGCAGUAUUAGUAGCAAAUCAGGGGAUGGGAAGACCUCUGUCUGGAUCUAAUCUUGGGCUUAAAGCUUUGGUUUUCAUAGUUUAUGGUAAGCAGCAACUUGCUGAAUAAUGACUUCCAUUGAGUAAACAUUUGGCUCUGGUUAUCUUCAGGGAUGCUGUUGGCUCAUGAUCCAAACUCAGGGGACUCUGAAGGUGGAGCUGGGAUGAGUCGGGAGAGGGAAACACAGUGUUCCCAGGCACAUGCUCUCAGCAAUAAUGCAGUUGCAGAACUUUAAGUUUGUGUCUUCCAGAUCCAGAGAAGAACAGAUAUAUUUAAAUCAUUCUUGUUGAACAGUUUUUGUAUGUACAGUAUUAUGGUACAUUUUUUUUAGUAUGAUAACUUUUUUUGUAUUUGUACAUUGGACUGCUGUAGUUACACUUUUUUAUAUUAAAGGAAAAAAAUCCUUGUAAAUAAUGUCUGUUAAAGGGUAAUGUUAUUACUUUGUUUAGCAAAUAUUAUCUUGUGAUUGAAGUUUUAGUAGAUGGUACACUUAAUAAAAAUGCCCCUCGUGUUUCAGGAAAGAUUUAAGAUCUAGCUAUAGGGAAAUUGAGGGAGAAACACUAAUCUUCAAGAGUUUGGAAGAAGAUCCCUGUUAGAAAGAGGCUGAGAGCUGUCUGCUACCUGAGAGAUCUUGGAAUCUCCUUCCUGGGACCAGAGUUGUGGCUGUUCUUGGGAAAUGUUUCCAAAGGAAAUCAGUGAUUUACUGCAGAUUUCCUUUAAUCACCCAGCAUGGCUGCUGUGUACUUUGAUGGUGUGUCUCUGACUGAAAAGACUGAUACACAAGAAAGUCCGUGGUCAGAUAGCAGUGUGUUGCACGGAUGGGCCUGACAGUGCUGAGGUCUCAGCUGCUUCUCCUAGUAAGCAAAGGCAUGCCCCGACACCUGGAGAAUGAACCACAGGAAGUUAAGUUGUGAAGUUGUUCCACUUGCCCUAAAAUCUCUGUCCAGAAACCGAGUCUGGUUUCUAAAAAACUGGCCAUGAAUAUUUUCUGUAUUUGUUAACCUUAGAAAUAGAAACAAAAUUUCUCAGAUUAGAAUACUCAAAGCUACUUUUACUGAAAAUGGCAAAAGGCCUAAAUCUGGAUGCUUUGUUUUAACAGUAUGCUGUAAAAUGGGCGUGAGUUGCCCGUGUGUGCCAGUGUGGGUCUCUGUCUGAAGGGCCAGGCUUUGAGAUGAGUUCAGUAUUUAUUCCCUGUUAGCUGCGUAUUUGUUAAUGGUAAGGAUUGAUGGUCAUAAAACUAAUAAUUUGCAGUGUUUUCUUUCCACCUUUAGUCUGACAUCACACUGGAUGCUUUACCUUCCCGUCAGACUCAUGUUUGUCUAGAAGCGGUGGGUCUCUCUGUACACGACUUGGUACCGUGAGCAGAGCUUUAGGUCUAGCAGCAAGCAUUUCAUAUGGGCAUCUUGCUCUUUCUAAUCGAAAGUUUUUUGCAAGACAUCUCUCACUUUGAAAUUCUGGAAGUAUUAUUUUUUGUUUCUUAAAUCAGAAGUACUACCAGGCCAUAGUGGUGCGCACCUUUAAUCCCAGCACUCAGGAGGCAGAGGCAGGCAUAUCUCUGCGUUUGAGAUCAGGCUGGUCUACAAAGUUCCAGGACAGCCAGGGUUACACAGAGAAACCCUUCCUUGAAAACCAACAAUCUGAAAAGCCUGUUCUCUGUUACUCACAGCCUUGAACGGACCCAGUGUGCAUCCGCUUGCCUUUGCUGCUGCCGCCUCUUCCCCAGCCCACCUUACCAUCUAGGCAUUUAUUUAUUUACAUUUACUUUUUAAAAGAUCUCUAAACUUCAGCCUAGAGAAGAUCCUCAUCAUCCCUAACCUUUCUAGCAGGUGGAGCUAAAGGGAACUUUUCAAAAAAGUAUAUAUUUAUAUAUCAUGAGUAAUUGAUAGACAAUCCUUCCAAACCAAUUCACUAAUGGGAAAAUGCAUAUAAUUCUAAGAUAGGCACGAUUGUAACCACGUAAGUCUACCUGAGAUAACCCCCAGUUCUUGCAUUGCUAGCUCAUUCUGCAGACUUCUUAAUUGAAAGACGGGAAAUGCACACACACUCUGAGCCAUCUACCAGAGCCUAGGGGAGAGCAGAGUGGCCUGCCGGCAGAGUGGUUAGGAGCUGGGGUGAAGAGAAGGACUGAAGCAGAAAUGCCAGAAAGAACCAGGCAGAGGCAUUGGAUGCCAGGAGCAUCCAUUGGUUUCUAAUAAUGCUGCCCCCCCCCCCACCCUCCCGUGCUGCUUCUUGACCCAGAAUGAUGAGAAUGUUAUUUUUUUGGUCUAGCGAAUUCUUUAGCUUCUCAAAGUCUAUAGAAAGUUAUUCUCGGUCUCCUCCUUCUGUUCAUACAUAGUAAAGUUUAUUUUUAUCCUCUUGCUAUAGAUUUAAUCAUGACAAGGAGUCCCCAAUUCCUCAUGCUUCCUUAGCAUAUUUCUUCCAGAUUUUGAACAUAGACUUUUGCAAAAUACAACAUUUACCCCUUAUGGCAUUCUGUGGACCUACAAAAAAAUGAUCCUGGGACUGGAAAGAAGGGUCAGCAGUUAAGAGCACUGGCACUGGGGUUCAAAUCCCAGUACCACAUGGCAGCUGACAACUGGCUCUAACUUCAGUUCAAGGGGAGUCUUUUGGCCUCUGCAGACACUGCAUAUACAUGGUGCACAGGUGUGCAUGUAGGCAAAAUACCUGUACAUAUUAAAAAAAUUAUAAACCUUUACAAAUAAAUUAUUUAAAAAAGAAG
This is a messenger RNA of Apodemus sylvaticus (European woodmouse), 4267 nucleotides long. It is a transcript of the gene Gjc1, whose product is annotated as gap junction protein gamma 1. Gene Ontology annotation, cellular component: connexin complex. Gene Ontology annotation, biological process: cell communication. The record is from RefSeq and is a predicted model, not a curated record. The coding region runs from base 369 to 1559 and encodes 396 amino acids. The transcript has 3 exons. Lineage: Eukaryota; Metazoa; Chordata; Mammalia; Rodentia; Muridae.